Molecule: messenger RNA, 545 nt
Organism: Drosophila ficusphila
Lineage: Eukaryota; Metazoa; Arthropoda; Insecta; Diptera; Drosophilidae
Gene: Srg1
Product: protein SRC2 homolog
Exons: 1
Coding region: 21-446 (141 amino acids)
Source: RefSeq, a predicted model, not a curated record
AUAGAUUCAAAAACUCAAAGAUGCAGUUGUUGGCUGUGAUACUAGUCGUAAUCCUGGCCAGUUCGGCGCACUGCCGACCCACUUUCGAUAAGAUUGCCGAGGUGCUGUUGGGCGCACUGGACGAUCAACCAAAGUAUUAUCCGCCUGGAAGGCCCUACCCAUAUCAGCAUCCUGGACCGGGUCCACUCAUCCAAGAGGGCUACGAUCAUGGCUAUGAUCAUGGCUACGAUUAUCACUACGGCGGAGGCUAUGGCUACGGGCACCAGCAAGGACCCCCAGCUGGAUACUAUCCUCCUCCUCCUCCUCCAACCUCCUACUAUCCUCCGCCGCAGCAGGCUCGUCCUUCGCACGGUUACUACUCCCAGCAACAACCCCCGUCCUCUGGAUAUUAUCAACACAGGACGCAGGAACCCUAUGGAGGUGGCUACAAGCAGCGGGGUUACUAGCGGUUACACUUCCGAUCCCCCACCCGCAUCGAAUCAUCUGCUGUUCCAUCUGAUUGUUAAUGUGUAAUUUAUUAAAAUUAAAUUAUCUUUCGCCAACAA